This is a messenger RNA of Pseudocercospora fijiensis CIRAD86, 806 nucleotides long. RefSeq lists its product as uncharacterized. Lineage: Eukaryota; Fungi; Ascomycota; Dothideomycetes; Mycosphaerellales; Mycosphaerellaceae. Bases 376 to 555 code for a protein of 59 amino acids. The transcript has a single exon. The record is from RefSeq and is a predicted model, not a curated record.
UUCGCAUUUGAUGUUGCUGUAACAUUCCAAGCAGCAAAUGCGUCCGAUGGAUCGAUAAUGUUUUGCAAACUUGUGCCGAGACUGGUCUCAGCCACAUCCUUUUCGAAGGCAAAGCUGGUGUAAAAGGCUGUUGUCUUUGGCGACGCGAGCAAAUUUGUGAAAGUAUAAUUAAUUUUGACCGGAUCGUUCCAGGCAUUUAACCAUGUUGUUGUAGUAACCACGGAUUGACUCGUAAGCUGAUGACAACGGUAUGGAAUUGUGAAAUUGACAGGGUAGUAUAUUGUUUUUGAGACCGACAUGCCCACGGAAUUUGCCGAAGCCUUUGAACCACUUGAGGGUGUUAGAGUGCAAUGCAAAGAAUGUGAAAAAAUUGGAAUGGUUCUGGCGACCCAUUCCCUGCCAGCUUCGAGACAACUGUCACAGGCUGGCACAAUCGCCAACGAGCGAUCUGCCGCCGAGCAGGAUCUGUAUGAGCACCAGGUCACUGAGCCAGCUAUUUGCCGUGGCUGUCCACAAGGUGUACACCCAACUUCAAGUGAAACCAGUGAUGCAUAAGUUUAGAACAUCUGGAGACAACGGUCUAAUGAUGUGUUGCACAACUUGUGUUCGUACGUUGGCGCAGCAUGUCUGUAGCCGUGCCUUCUGAAAAGGUGGUUUGCUGUGCUCGCCAGCGCUGGUGUGCACAGCCGAACGGUACGCUACAUUGUGCGACGCAAUCAAUUUGGUCUCGAUUUGCAAUUGCGAUAGCGCAAGCCGAUGGUCCGACUUUCAAUGGCUAAGCGACCACUUGCAUCGUUGCGGCACAU